Molecule: messenger RNA, 2359 nt
Organism: Vanessa tameamea
Lineage: Eukaryota; Metazoa; Arthropoda; Insecta; Lepidoptera; Nymphalidae
Exons: 4
Coding region: 91-861 (256 amino acids)
Source: RefSeq, a predicted model, not a curated record
GAGCCACACUACUCACACUUUAAAAAAAGUUAGUCUACUGUUGACAUCACUGUGGAGUAUACAUAUUUCUAUAAUUCAAGGUUAAACAAAAUGCCGAAAAAACUAAAAGUGGUUGUUAGAUCUCUGUAUUCUCAUGAGAUUCGUAAAGAUGUGAGUUUGGAAAAUUUAAAGUCACUCAAACUGGAAGAUGCUUGGCCAUUUAUUAGAGAUGAAAUCGAGAUCGAAAUUGGUAGCAGCCAGCUCGUUUGUAUUCCGCAUAUUACCGAAGCCGAUCUGUAUAAUGUCACGUCUCUGUUUGUACCAAACGAAAAAGAAAUAAACGGUAAAAAGUUCACGCCACUCGGACAAUUAAAGAAGAAUAUAAAUAGGGAGAAAUCAUCUCCCGAAUACGUAGAACUGCUGGAUCAAGGAGACUUUCACGAAACCGACUUCAAGUUUCCACAUGAAAGCGUUAAGAUAACAUUACAAGAUGAAUCAAUAAAAAAUAAAGUAAGAGUCAUUAUGGUAAAUUUCUCACAAGAUAUAAUUCCCAAAGGCAAGGAUUUUGUUAACAAUAUUUAUUUGGACGUGGAAAACAACAAAGCUUUAAAAGGCAAAAAAUCAGUUUACAUGAUAACCAAAGUUUUAAUGGCAAAGACCAUAGAGUUCAGGGUUACUAGAGGGACUUCGUCUAGAAUUUUCCACCUGGGCAAUGCUUCGCCUCUUGUCUUUGGCCUAGAAGAAUUUUUGAUUGGAGAUGAUGGAAAGUUAAUUGCUAAGGAGGCCGUGACAAUUAAAUCGAAGUUUUUACACUGGCAAAAGUUGGACCCUUCUGAUCACCUCUACAUCCCUGACAAUGAAGAAACCGCCUGUGCACAGUAAAAAAAAAUACAUGGGAAAGGCCCGUACACGAAGAAGAGUCGAUUAAACUUGCUUGAGAGAAAUAAAAUGGCUUAAUAAUACUGCUUGCUCUCGAUAAAACUACAGUGUAGACUGUAGGUAGGAUAAAUACAAAUUGAAUGCUAAUUAUUCAUCACAAUUACGAUUUAUUAAACGUUUAUCAAUUAAUGACAAAUUUUGAUAGAUAACUAAUAAUUAGUCAACUAAAAAGUAUUUAUUACUCAUACAUACUAUAGUUUAAAUGCGUAUACAACGAAUAAAUUACUAGUUAAAUAAUGCGCAUAAUAUAAAUAUACGCCGCAUUUUGAUCCUCAAAAACAUAUUAAUUAAAAUUUAUAGAACGUUUGAAAUUUCCUAAAUAUAUUUUUAUAUAAAAACUCUCAAGUUUAUAACAAAAAAUAUACAUAUAUAAUAACAUAUAUUAUUAUACAUAAUUCAGCGUGCUAAUGCUCCGUGUUAAAAGAUUUAAGUAAUUUAAAAACAUUCUCAAAUUCUACUGAGAAAAUAUUUUCUAAAUGACGAAAAUUUCCGAUGUAGUUUAUUUAUUCAACUGUUAUUAACUUACUUUCAAAAUCAAAAGAUUAUACAAAAAGUAUUCGGAAAUUUGGAAUCAACUAAUAUCGGUUCCAUGGUGUAAUGGUUAGCACUCUGGACUUUGAAUCCAGCGAUCCGAGUUCAAAUCUCGGUGGAACCUGAUAUUUUUUGCUUUGUUUUUUUUUUUUAACUUAAGAGCAUUUAUUACCAAACAUUUCUGCAUUGUAUUGUUUACUUAAUAAAUAAUUUAAGUUGUUUUAUGAUAGAUAUUUGAAAUGUUAAUAAGUAAAAGGUAACUGACCCGCCUAGUAAUGUAAAAAUCGCACUUUUGAUCGAAGCCCAGUGGGGUUUUAUUAGUGAAAUGAAAAAAGUCGUAAUAGUUACCUUGAAAAAGGGCUUCAUUAUUAUAUAAUUAUAAAUAGAUAAGAUUGUCUGGCGUCUCUGUUAUGUAUGGGUCUUUAACGCAGGUAAAUAACCGAGUAUUUAUCAGAUAGUCACACUUCACAGUCACACUUAAAUCAUUGAUUUAAAGUAGACCUAGGUUUUAGAAUAACUAUGUUAAGUAGUGCAUAGUCAUGACAAGAUUGGCUUUAGAUUUUAAUAUAGGCUUAUAUUUUAAAAUUUAUUCGUAGCAUUAAGAGAAAGAGCGAACUCUCAGUAUUUAAUUAAUUGGCGAAAAUGAUCAAGCAAUAAGAAAGAAAGAAUUGGUGACAUUUAAAAAUGUGUUGACAUUCCAAAAUUAUGCAUUCGUCAAAAUGUAAGGCUUAACUGUGAUUUUGGUUUUGUUUACCAGUAUUUUAUUCAUAAUUUAUUUUAUUAUGACCCUAAUAAGCAAUUUAAAUGUGAUUACUUUGAAGUACUUAAUUUUUAUUAUAUUGUCGCGUGUUUACUUAUUUGUGUGAUAAAUCAUGUUCAAGUUAUAUCAAAUAAAAUGAGUGUUUUAAAA